This is a messenger RNA of Raphanus sativus (radish), 1278 nucleotides long. Its product is annotated as cold shock domain-containing protein 3-like. The transcript has a single exon. The record is from RefSeq and is a predicted model, not a curated record. The coding region runs from base 117 to 965 and encodes 282 amino acids. Gene Ontology annotation, molecular function: nucleic acid binding; zinc ion binding. NCBI's taxonomy places the organism in Eukaryota, Viridiplantae, Streptophyta, Magnoliopsida, Brassicales, Brassicaceae.
UCUUCUUUCGAGGUGUCGGCUCUCUAAAACAUCAUAAAGAGACCACUUCCUCUCUAUAUAUACAUACACAAAACACGCCGUCACGAACCCCAUCAUCAGAAACCCUAAUUACUCAGAUGGCGUUAGAGACUCAAUCGGCGGCGGUGAGAUUUACCGGGAAGGUGAAUUGGUUCAGCGAUUCCAAGGGAUACGGUUUCAUCACCCCCGACGAUGACAGCGAGGAGCUUUUCGUCCACCAGUCCUCCAUCGUCUCCGAAGGCUACAGGAGCCUAGCCGUCGACGAUCUGGUCGAGUUCGAGAUCGCUCAGGGAACCGACGGCAAGACCAAAGCCGUCGAGGUCACCGCUCCCGGCGGAGCUCCUCUCAAAAAGAAGGAGACCAGCUCUCGCGGGAGAACCGGUGGUCGCGGCGGCGGUUGUUACAACUGCGGCAAGGCUGGUCAUGUCGCCAAGGAUUGCAGCGGCGAGCGAGGGGAGUGUUACACUUGUGGUGAUACUGGUCACUUGGCUAGGGAUUGCCUUCAGAAACCAAGCGGCGGCGGUGAACGUGGAGGACGUGGAGAUGGGUGCUACACUUGCGGUGACACUGGUCACAUGGCUAGGGAUUGUGUUAAGAAGUCUGGUGGUGAGCGUGUAAGCAGCGGCGCCGUUGGAACUUGCUAUACGUGUGGCGGAACUGGUCACAUGGCUAGAGAUUGUCCGAGCAAGAGACAGUCUGGUGGUGGUUGUUACGAGUGUGGUGGUGCUGGUCACAUUGCUCGUGAUUGUGACAGGAGAGGAAGUGGUGGAGGAGGAGGAGGUAGAAGCUCUGGUGGUUGUUAUGAGUGCGGUGGUGCUGGUCAUAUGGCUCGUGAUUGUGACAGGAGAGGAAGCGGUGGUGGCGGUAGGAGGGCUGGUGGAGGUGGUAGCGAGUGCUACAAGUGCGGUGAAAGUGGUCACUUUGCAAGGGAGUGUUCUGUUGCUUGAUUACUUCCUAUUCAACAAACAAUAAGAUGAAUAUGAAUUUGAGUAUAUUUACUCUUCGUUUUCGUUUUAUAUCUUUUGCUGAUGGGAAUGAUGAAUUCGCCUGGUCCUUUUUUGUGUUUUCUUUUUGAGUUUUUAAGUACUACCAUUAUUAUACAAUCCUAGCUAGAUUUGGUUUCUGAUAUGGAUGUUGUCCUUUUUGAUCUUUAUUUGCUUAUGUCACUUUUGAGUUUCGUGUUUUGUCCUUUUUGUUUCAGUUUAUUGCUUUCUUUGUACGGGAUGAACUGAAAGUGAAACCCAAGUUUGGUUGGUCGCC